GGCAGGUCCGGGGCCCCAGUCCCGCCCUCUGCCCCUCCCCACCCUGCUCUGGGCCUGGCCUUCCAGCCAAAAGGCAGGCCGAGAGCAGGAGAGGCACAGAACCCGGCAUUGGUUCCGAGGCAGCCAGUUAGCCCGCCGCCUGUCUGUCUGUCCCCAGAGCCAUGGAGAGAGCCAGCCUGAUCCAGAAGUCCAAGUUGGCCGAGCAGGCUGAACGCUAUGAGGACAUGGCAGCCUUCAUGAAGAGCGCCGUGGAAAAGGGUGAGCAGCUAUCCUGCGAAGAGCGCAACCUGCUCUCAGUGGCCUACAAGAAUGUGGUGGGUGGCCAGCGGGCCGCGUGGAGAGUCCUGUCCAGUAUCGAGCAGAAGAGCAACGAGGAGGGCUCAGAAGAGAAGGGCCCGGAGGUGCGAGAGUACCGGGAGAAGGUGGAGACGGAGCUCCGGGGCGUAUGCCACACGGUGUUGAGCUUGCUGGACGCCCAUCUCAUCAAGGAGGCCGGUGACGCCGAAAGUCGGGUCUUCUACCUGAAAAUGAAGGGCGACUACUACCGGUACCUGGCUGAGGUGGCCACUGGUGAUGACAAGAAGCGCACCAUUGACUCAGCCCGGUCGGCCUACCAGGAGGCCAUGGACAUCAGCAAGAAGGAGAUGCCGCCCACCAACCCCAUCCGCUUGGGCCUGGCCCUGAACUUUUCCGUCUUCCACUAUGAGAUCGCCAACAGCCCCGAGGAGGCCAUCUCGCUGGCCAAGACCACCUUCGACGAGGCCAUGGCUGACCUGCACACCCUCAGCGAGGACUCCUACAAAGACAGCACCCUCAUCAUGCAGCUGCUGCGGGACAACCUGACGCUGUGGACGGCCGACAACGCCGGGGAAGAGGGGUGCGAGGCUCCCGAGGAGCCCCAGAGCUGAGCCGUGCCCGCUGCCCUCCCUGCCCUGCCCGCUCGUCCCCCACUCCUGGCAGAGAGGACUUGUACGGGGAGGGAAGCCAACCCUUCUCCCCAAAUGCUCUGCCCCAGCUCAGAAAGGCUCCACAGAGAGGAACCAGCAGAGCUGAGGCCACCCGGAGCCAGAGGAUUCCAUGCUUCCUGCAGCUGUCAGGUGCUGCUGGCCACUGGUCAUCCCACCCAGCCCUGCUCUCUGCACCUGCGCCCCCCGACCCCGCCCCUGAACCUGGCCACUUCCUCCCCACCCCGCCCCGCUCCUGCCCCUGAUGCCUCAGGAUCUUAGGAAUUGAGGAGUGUCCCACCCUUGUGGCUGAGAACUCAAUUGUGUGGCAGAGGCUGGAGACAGAGAGAGAGAGAGAGAGAGAGA
Messenger RNA from Physeter macrocephalus (sperm whale), 1310 nucleotides. RefSeq names its product stratifin (gene SFN). Bases 162 to 908 code for a protein of 248 amino acids. Gene Ontology annotation, biological process: signal transduction; intracellular protein localization. The record is from RefSeq and is a predicted model, not a curated record. Gene Ontology annotation, molecular function: protein kinase binding. Gene Ontology annotation, cellular component: cytoplasm. The transcript has a single exon. Lineage: Eukaryota; Metazoa; Chordata; Mammalia; Artiodactyla; Physeteridae.